AAAGGGAUGGUAGGUUCAAGGCAAACCCUCCCAUCAUGGAUUGGUGCAGCGGCGUCGAGAGUUGAUUUCGACAGUAAUGUUUCUUCCAUGUCGGAAGCGAUGUUUAUAGAGGGGAGGGAAGCUUCUCCUCCUCAACCCCACCACUCUAACACCCUUUCCAAUGUCAAUUUGAGUUUCGGAGAAAGGGCCGUCUCUGCCUCAGGUGCCGCCGUUCUGUCGGCAAUCCUAGUUAAUCCCCUUGAUGUUGCGAAGACUAGGUUGCAAGCACAGGCUGCUGGAGUUCCUUAUUCUAGUACGCAGCAUAAUUUUAGUGGCCGUAUGUCAUCUCUUGGACCAAAUGCGUUUUUUUCAGAUCUGAGAUGUUCUCCAUAUUGCACUCGUGGUGGAAUGGUUGGUACUGGAGCAGUUUGUCCUUCUGAUUGUUUUCAGUAUAAAGGAACGUUCGAUGUCUUCUACAAAAUAAUACAACAGGAGGGGUUUACAAGGCUGUGGAGAGGCACAAAUGCAGGUUUAGCAUUGGCAAUACCAACUGUGGGGAUAUACUUACCUUGCUAUGACUUUUUCCGCAACUGGAUCGAGGAAUUUACGUCCAAGAAUGCUCCAAACUUGACACCAUAUGUCCCCUUAAUUGCUGGCUCAGCAGCGCGAUCAUUAGCUUGCAUUUCUUGCUAUCCCAUUGAACUGGCGAGAACUCGAAUGCAGGCAUUUAAAGAGAUUACAAUUGGUGCAAAGCCUCCAGGAGUAUGGGAGACUCUCCUUGGGGUCCUCUCCCCUGUUAGGGGCUCAAGUAACAAUUUUCAAAACUUGCAAAGUUACCGUGUCUUGUGGACUGGGGUUGGAGCACAACUUGCCCGUGAUGUUCCUUUCUCUGCAAUUUGCUGGUCAACAUUAGAGCCUAUUAGGAGAACUCUUCUUGGUCUGGUGGGUGAAGAAGCCAAUGCAGCAAGUGUCUUUGGUGCAAAUUUUGCUGCGGGUUUUGUUGCUGGUAGCCUUGCUGCUGCUGCGACAUGUCCUCUAGAUGUUGCAAAAACCCGAAGGCAAAUAGAGAAGGAUCCAAAGAGGGCAUUAAAUAUGACAACCAAACAAACACUAAUGGAGGUCUGGAGGAAUGGAGGGAUGAAAGGGCUCUAUACAGGUCUUGGUCCACGCGUUGGUCGAGCUGGCCCAUCAGUUGGAAUUGUUGUUUCCUUCUAUGAAGUUGUGAAAUAUUUCCUACACCAGAGAAGUGCAACCUCAUGAUACAUACAGGUUGAGCAAGGGAAGAUUUAAUCUUUCCCCAUACCUGCUGGUUAAGGUGGCAUGACAGGGAUUAAUAAUAAACCACUGCAAUCUUUUAUGGAGAUGAUUCACCUCAAAGAUGAAAACGUUGGCACCAUUGUGGAACCAUGCUUCAAGGAACUACACUGGUGGAGACCAUUCUCUAACCCAAUUUUUGACAGACCAUUCCUUUAACCCAAUUUU
Messenger RNA from Telopea speciosissima, 1461 nucleotides. RefSeq names its product mitochondrial carrier protein MTM1-like. Bases 7 to 1239 code for a protein of 410 amino acids. The record is from RefSeq and is a predicted model, not a curated record. NCBI's taxonomy places the organism in Eukaryota, Viridiplantae, Streptophyta, Magnoliopsida, Proteales, Proteaceae. Gene Ontology annotation, biological process: mitochondrial transmembrane transport. The transcript has 10 exons.